This is a messenger RNA of Geosmithia morbida, 1482 nucleotides long. Its product is annotated as Glycosyl hydrolases family 16. The transcript is spliced from 2 exons. Gene Ontology annotation, biological process: fungal-type cell wall organization; carbohydrate metabolic process. NCBI's taxonomy places the organism in Eukaryota, Fungi, Ascomycota, Sordariomycetes, Hypocreales, Bionectriaceae. Gene Ontology annotation, molecular function: glycosyltransferase activity; hydrolase activity, hydrolyzing O-glycosyl compounds. The coding region runs from base 1 to 1482 and encodes 493 amino acids. Gene Ontology annotation, cellular component: fungal-type cell wall. The record is from RefSeq and is a predicted model, not a curated record.
AUGGUCUGGAAAUCCUUCCUAGCCACGGCCGCCCUUCUGGGUGCCGCUUUUGCCCAGACCACAUCUGACUGCAACCCUUACAAGGGCGACGACUGCGACCCCAACCCGGCUUUUGGCACCGAAUUUCGAUGGCCCUUCAACUCGACACCCGACGGUCAGCUGUGGGAGAACCAGGUCGGCUCCAUUGACUACGACGCUGAAACGGGCGCCAAGUUCACCAUUACCAAGAAGGGUGAUUCGCCGACCAUCCGCACUAAGUUCUACAUCUUCUUUGGCCGUGUCGAGUUCCACCUCAAGGCCUCGACGGGCGCUGGCGUCGUCAGCUCCAUGAUGCUUCUGAGCGACGACCUUGAUGAGAUUGACUGGGAGUUCAUCGGCAACGACCCCCGUGCCACCACCAACUUCUACGGCAAGGGUAUCGAGGAUUGGACAAACGGCAACUACCAUGACAUGGAUGUGGCGGUCCAGGACGAAUACCACAACUACACCAUCGACUGGACCAAGGAAAAAAUUGACUUCUACAUAAACGAGGUCCUCACCCGCACCAUCGAGGCCUCCAACUGCACCCUCGACAAUGGCACCGACGUCUACCCCCAGACUCCCAUGCGCAUUAGUCUGGGUAUCUGGGCCGGCGGUGACUCCUCGCUCAACUACUGGACUCGACAGUGGGCCGGUGGCGACAUUGACUACUCCAAGGGCCCCUAUGACAUGUUCGUCCAGAACGUCUUCGUCGAGGACUACAGCUCUGGCAAGGAGUACGUCUGGGGUGAUAACUCUGGUUCCUGGGAAAGCAUCGACAUUGUGGCCGGCAACUCGACUGCUUACAAGGCCAUCCACAAAAAGGAAAAGGUCCACAAGUCUCUCAAUCAAAAGUUCAACGAGCUCCCCACAGCCGGCAAGAUUGCCAUCUACGCCGGCGGAUCCGCCGUCGCCGCUGUCAUGAUCGCCGCCCUCAUCUUUUACUGCAUCAAGCAGCGCCGCCGUGGCGCCUCCGAGGCCCGCAUGGCCCUCCAACAAACUGAGGCCGAGCGUCUAGAUAUGGAGAGGCUCCAAAAGCAGGGCGUCGACCCGGACAGCUUCACCGAACAAAGCACCGAGUACAACCCGCGCGAGAUGAAGGGCGGGGGCAUCAUCGGUUCCAGCUCCUACAACGCCGUCAACUCUUCGGCCUCCUCCAUCGACACCGACAGGCAUUGGGUCUCUGGAGCAACUGGAGCUGCCGUAGGUGCGGGUGCCGCUGCCGCCGCCGGGGGUCCUCACAGCCCCCGCAGCCCCUCGCUCAGCAAUUUCCCGUCUCCCAACCCCUCCAACAACGGCUUUGCCUCGCCUCCUCCGCCCUUCAGCUCCGUGCGGUCUCCCAGCCCCGGCAUGGGCCGCUCAUCGCCUGGUCCCCAGUCCGUUUACGGCGCUAGCCGCAUGCAGGGCGGCGGUCCCGCGAGUCCCGAGCAGUCCAACUCGCCUCAUCGGGGAUACGGAUACUAA